Messenger RNA from Ramularia collo-cygni, 4092 nucleotides. RefSeq names its product related to non-repetitive nucleoporin. Gene Ontology annotation, cellular component: nuclear pore inner ring; nuclear pore. Lineage: Eukaryota; Fungi; Ascomycota; Dothideomycetes; Mycosphaerellales; Mycosphaerellaceae. Gene Ontology annotation, molecular function: structural constituent of nuclear pore. The record is from RefSeq and is a predicted model, not a curated record. The transcript has a single exon. Gene Ontology annotation, biological process: protein import into nucleus; RNA export from nucleus; transcription-dependent tethering of RNA polymerase II gene DNA at nuclear periphery. The coding region runs from base 1 to 4092 and encodes 1363 amino acids.
AUGGCAGCUGCAGCCCCGGCGACGCCGCAGCGCCCAUUGCCCGGCGCCUUUAUGAACACACCGGCGCCUCCGCAGGGCUCUACCAUCUUCUUCAACAAUGCCGCGACUUUGCGCCAGAACCAACCGCAAGCGCCAACCGAGACCGCGGCCAGUACGAUUAGCACACAGACCACAGCGCCCGUGGAGCGUGCAGCUCGCACCAUCAACGACACUCUGGCAGGAGAGGAGCGAUUUCCAGAGCUCGAGUCGUACGUGACCCAAGGUACAAGCGGAGAAUAUGAGCUGCCCACAAGUCCGGCGUGGCUACCAUUCCAGAGGCUGAAGAAUCAUGAUCUUCCGCCAAGAUUGAUGGAGCAGGUCGGACUGGCGGGAAUGGGCAUGACCCUGGGCAUCUUCCCUCCAUUGGGCCAUGGAUGGGUUGCAGUGGACAACUGCCUCUACCUCUGGGAUUAUUCCCAUCCGAACCCAGAGAUUAUCGGCUUCGAAGAGUGUACGCAUCCCAUCACCAGUGUCCAAUUGGUCACACCCAAGCCGGGAGUCUUUGUUGCCGACAUCAAGCACAUGAUUGUGAUUUGCACAGCAGAAACGAUGCUGUUGCUUGGAGUUGCCACCCCAACCACUCCCACCGGUGCACAAACAGUCGCGCUGUACGACACGAGGAUGCAGAUUCCCAUCAGAGGGCUCGCGGUCAAUAUCGUGGAAUGCUCGAGGAAGAGCGGGCGCAUCUUCUUCUCCGGAACCACAUCAGACGACAUAUACGAGUUCCACUACCAACAGGACGAAGGCUGGUUUAGAGGUAGAUGUAGUCGUAUCUGUCACACCAAGUCAUCGACAAACUUCCUCUCGGACAAUAUCGCCGCCGUGGGCUACAUUUUUGGGUCCCGGGAACAAGCCAAGACUUUCAGGCAAAUCGCCAUCGACGACUCCCGAAACCUGUUGUACACGCUCAGCACUACAAGUGAGAUCAAAGUUUGGCUCAUCAAGGAUCGACUGGAUGGCGGUCUCACGCGACUUUUGCCUUCUUUGCUCCAAAACACCGGACAUUUUAACAGCCGCACCGAGCUGCUCCAAGGGAGAGAUGUUGCGAUUGCUUCUCUCAGCGUCAUCCCGGCGACCGAAGCACGCAAAGUCAGCAUGAUGGCUACCACCAACACAGGCUGCAGGCUGUACUUGUCCGUCACGCGUGGAUAUGGCUACCAAGCAGACGCGCAAAACCCACCCACAAGCAUCCAGAUCCUGCACAUUCGCUUCCCCCCGACAGAUCCCCAUGCACCACGAGCGCCGAUACAGCAAAAUCAAACAGCUGUUGGCGCGUACAACCCCAGCGGACAAGGCGACAGCAGUUCGAGAUAUCUCACACCGACGACAAAUGCCACCCGCUUUCCGCCCGGUUACUGGAUGGCAACUGGCCCAAAUCCGGAUGGCACUACCACCCCCAAGCUCUUCUGCGCGGCAUUCGACUCAGCGCGGCUCAAAAAUCCGCAGGACACGGCCCAGCUGAAGGACCGCUUUGCGGAGUAUGGCCAGUGGAUUGACCUUCCGGAUGGGUUUGAACAGAUCUUGACCAUGAACGACGAUUUCGCUGCUGCCGGUGAGCCUACUGGAUUUGGCAAUGAGCUGGCCGUACAAUUUGACAAGACCUCAUCUGAAUUUGCCAUUGUGACGUCUUCGGGCAUUCAGACCAUCCGCCGGAGAAGACUCGUCGACAUCUUUGCGUCAAUCAUGAAGUAUGGAUCAUCAGAUGAUGAAGGUCUCGAGGGAGAUAUCAAGCGGUUCGUGCGAACGUAUGGCCGAGGUGAGACCGCCGCGACUGCGCUUGCCGUCGCAUGCGGUCAGGGCGUUGAUGUUGCUGACAGCCGCGUCGCCAACGUCACUGAUCCCGAGGUCAUUGAGAAAGCCCGCAAAGCAUUCAUCGAACACGGUGGCAAGGCAGACUACAAUGCGAAUGCAGUCAUCGAUCAAACGGCUGCGCCCAUUGACAGUGUACGACCCAGUCCGCGGCACGAGGGAAUGGCUCUGUACAUCUCGCGUAUCGUUCGGUCAAUCUGGAAAGCCACAAUCAUCCAGGAAACAGUCGUUCCCGGCGUGGGUGUUCAGAUGGUGCCAACCAUCACAUUGGAAAAAUUGCGCUCUGUCCAGCUCAAUUUGAACUCGCUGAGAGACUUUCUCGACCGGAAUCGCAGCUUCAUUGAAGGAUUGGCAGGUCCAGAGGCUCUGAGCAGAGUCAGCUCUCGACAAGAAGAAAUUGCGCUACAGGGCGAGCAUCGUGCGAUGAACAGCCUGCUCGAGCUUAUCAGAAGCAUCACCGAGGGUAUCAGCUUCGUACUUGUUCUUUUUGACGAGCGAAUUGAGGAGAUUCUUGCUCUUCUCCAAGAAGAUAGCAAACAAAAGGCAAGAGAACUCACCUUCGAGGGACUGUUCGUCUCGCCUACUGGCCGCGACCUUGCGAAGGAACUCGUAAAGGCCAUCGUCAACCGAAACAUCGCCAACGGCAGCAACGUAGAUACUGUCGCCGAAGCGCUUCGCCGAAGGUGUGGCAGUUUCUGCAGCGCAGAUGAUGUGGUCAUAUUCAAGGCGCAAGAACAGGUCAAGCGUGCUUCCGAAGCAAACUCCACCGAGACUGGCCGUGCUCUGUUGAAUGAGAGUCACAGGCUCUUUGCCACGGUCGCGAGCAGUCUGAGUUAUGAGCAUCUCAGAUGGGCGACUGAGCGCUACGUCGAAAUGGAGUUCUUCGCUGGCGCCAUUUCACUCUGCCUAACUGUCGCCACUGAAAAGGACAAGUCAAAAAGAGCUCUCGCAUGGUUGAGGGACGACAGACCAGAACCAGAUGCGAGAAAAGAAGCUUUCGACAGCCGUAGUGAAUGCUACAAUCUCAUAUUUGCAACGAUCGAAGCGCUCGAUCGUACAACGGCAGACCAGCCCGAGCUCGUGGAUGGAAGGUAUACACUGGCAGUCAGGAGACGCAACGAGGCGUACACACUCAUUGAUGACUCGGAUGAUCUUGUUUUCCUCACUUGUCUUUACGACUGGUACGUGGAGAGACUGCAGCAACCUGAUCGCCUCCUCAAGAUCGAGAACCCCUACGUCGUGGAAUACCUUCGCAAACGUAGUCAGGACAGCAGAGGCCACGCCGACCUACUUUGGCGUUACUUCGCCCACUACAACGACUACCUCCAGUCGGCUUCCACCCAACUCGAGAUCGCGCAGUCACACUUUGAAAUUAGCUUGGAGGAUCGCAUUGGCUACCUGUCGCGGGCUCGGACCAACGCCAGCACCCGCCAGACAGCGAUCACAGAUUCUCGCCAAACCAAGCAGAAGCUUCUCCGCGAAGUGUCUGACCUUCUCGAGAUCGCCAGUGUUCAAGACGAGAUCCUCAAUCGUGUCCGCAGUGACCCGCGCUACAGCGGCGAAGAAGCCCGCCUCGUUCACAUUCGAGCCCUCAACAGCCAAAUUCUUCCAGUGGAGACCCUCUUCAACAACUUUACAGAUCCAGGCAGCUAUCACGAUCUGUGCAUUAUGCUCUACCAAGUCGCGGACCACCGCAACCCCGCAGACAUUCUGGCCUCAUGGCAGCAGCUGAUUACGCAAACGAGCAACGAAGCGCCUGCACUUUACGGCACUCAGCGUGCUCCAUGGGAAGCAGUCGGCGCCAAAGUCCGCGAACUUGGAAGGAGAUUGCACGCCGCACCCUCUACGUUCCCCAUCCAAGCGCUCCUCCCCAUGCUCGAGCGUUACGCAGCCGAGACCCCUUCCGCAAGCCAGAUCACGCAGACAUGGGCUGUGGACAUCUUCCUCGACCUGGAGAUCCCACACGAGACAUUACUCCCUGCUCUCGAGCAGAUCUAUUAUGGUAAUGAACACCCUUUUGUUGGUAACAGGAAGAAACACAUUGCGGCGAAGAUUAUCUACCUUUUGGCCGAAUGGAUGACUGCGAGUGAGAUGAGCGGUGACAGGAUUUUGUUUGGAAGUGAGGAGAAUUUGAGUAUGGUGGUCGAUAUUCUGGCGCAGUUGUUGAGAGGCRGGGCUUUGGACCCGCCGGGGCAGAGGCAGGCGGAGGAGCUGGCGGCGAAUAUUAAUCAGGCUGCGAGGUAG